AUGCCAUUUAUAAUGCCCUUAAGGAUUACAUUCAGAGUUACGAGUGGGCAGCUUGAGAUACUAUUGUCCAAGCUGGAAGCUAGUCCACAUUUGUACACCAGAAAAUUUAGUGGCCUGCAGGGCAAGGAAAUUUUUGAAAAGGGCUGGAGGGAAGUUGCCGACGAGCUCAACCAGCUUCCCAACGGAUCCGUCAAGACGCCUGAGCAGUGGAUAACAGUAUGGAGAGACUUCAGAAGCCAGGCCUGCACUAAAGCGGCAAAAUUAAGACGAGAAAGGAUGCGGACCGGCAACCAAGGCAUCACCACUGCUCCACUGACUGAGGUGGAAAAAAAAAUUGUGUCGCUGAUAGGUGUUGAAUACACAUUUGGCAGCGACUGCCCUGACUCUAUGCCAGAGGAAGAAACAUUACAACAUGAGGUGGAAGCUGGGGUGGAAAUGGUAGAAGUCUUACUUGAGACUGAGAGAGAUAAAGCAUCGCCAGCACCACAAAUUAUAGCAAGUGGCAGCAGAGCCACACCUGUUGCUUCACCAGCACCUAAUCAGCAACAGGUGCAAGAAAUAACUCUGCAGUCAGCAGCACCACAAAUAACAGAGAGAGGCAGCAGAGCAGCAGCUGUCAUUACAACACCACCCACUGUACAACAGGAGAGGCCCAGAAGGAUAAGGACUAAGCUUGAAUUUCAAUUAAGAAUUCAAACUGAACCGAAACGUAAUUUUUAUUAUCUAUGGCCAACGUCAUGUGUCAUUAUAACCUCACUUUUCUCCGGUGCGUACGCGACGUCGUUCUUAGUGAAUUUAUUGCAGCUUUGUUGGUGGAAAUUAAAUAGAAAAGAAUGCUUCCUUCACGCUUUUAUGGCACUGCUAACUGCAUUAAACCUAUUCCUGGUGAUGGCUCUCUUAGCAACGAUGAUUCACUAUCUGAUUCCGAUGACGAUGUUCCGCUUUCGCGCUUGCGCAACCAAACACGUAAAAAAACCUAUAAUUAUUCUACCAUCCGAUUCCGAUACUUCCGAUGACGAAAUAGUUGAUCCUAGACCUAAAAAUUUGAAACAGAAGCGAGCAGUUAAGGAAAAAAUUAUCUGGACUGAAGGAAAAAUGCCAGCGUAUGAUGAAAAUAAUUUCAAUUUUAGUGAAGAUUUGAUAACAUUUAUUACGGAACAGUCAAAUCUGAAAUCUACUCAGGUCAAUGUUAACAAGCCAGCAAAUAUCACAACUACUGAGAUUGAGCAAUUUAUAGGUAUUGUCAUCUUCACCUCAUUAGUUCACCUGCCAUCUACACGGAUGUAUUGGUCCAACAACAUUGGUCAGCAUCAAGUCAAUUCAAUAAUGACAUGUAAUAAGUUUGAAAUGAUAAAACGUCAUCUUCAUUUCAAUAAUAAUGAAGAUUUCAAACCACCCGGUACACAAAGUCACGAUAAACUGUUUAAAAUUCGACCUCUCAUAGAAAAAUUAAGAGAGCGGUUACUUUUGAUAUCCAAAGAAGAAUAUCUGGCCGUAGAUGAGCAAAUUAUACCCACGAAAGCUCGCCACCAACUCAAACAGUACAAUCCAGCCAAACCUCAUAAGUGGGGGUACAAAAAUCAAGUGUUGAGUGGCGUAUCAGGGUUCAGUUACGACUUCGAUAUUUUUGCUGGCGAUCAAAGCAACAUUUUUCCAAGUGAUGCACCAGAUCUUGGUGUCAGCUCCAACGUUGUUACACGACUCACAUCUACUGUGCCUCGAAAUGUAAACCACAAAAUAUUUUUCGAUAACUGGUUCAAUAGUAUAAAAUUGCAAGUUUACCUGUAUAAAAAUGGAUUGCUGCCAUUGGGAACCAUUAGGAUGAACAGAGUACCUAACGCUGAUAUGCCUACAGAAAAGGACCUGAAGAAAAUAGGUCGUGGUACUAUGGUUGAGAAAAUCGCCAUCGUCGAUGACGUAAAACUAAGCCUGGUAUCAUGGUAUGACAAUAAAGUGGUCAAUUUACUGUCUGCGUUUGUUGGUAGUGAACCGACUUCUACUAAGACUAGAUAUUUCAGAAAAGAUAAACAGUACAAGGACAUAACAUCGCCACAAUGCGUUGAUGUGUAUAACCGACACAUGGGAGGCAUUGAUUUGCUUGACUCUUUGUUAGGUCUGUAUAGGAUCAAAAUAAGAUCUCGUCAGUGGUAUAAAAAAAUAUUUUUCCACUUGGUUGAUAUGUGUGCAGUUAAUGCUUGGUUACUGUGGCGACCCAAGACUGACCAAUACAUGUCACUAUUUGACUUCAAGCUAGCCAUUUCUGAACAUUAUUGCAAGGCUGGCAAAAGUAUCUCAAGAAAAAGAGGCCGUCCUAGUAUCAGUAAUCCCGGUACACCUACCUUGUCAAGAGGAAAUACUCCUACGUCAUUUAGAACGGAUCUGAAUCCUCUCCGAUCUACUGCCGAGCAAGCGAAUAUAGCUCGGGAGGAUUUCCUGGCAGUUGCAAAAUCUAAUGCAGAUUCAAUGAGGGUAUGUUAUCCCUUAAUGGGUUGUGAGUGA
This is a messenger RNA of Parnassius apollo (apollo), 2499 nucleotides long. Lineage: Eukaryota; Metazoa; Arthropoda; Insecta; Lepidoptera; Papilionidae. The record is from the annotation of a GenBank genome assembly.